GCAAGACAACAAUCCGAAAAAGUAUUGAUAAUACUUUACGUACUCUUCUCUUAGAAACUUCCGCUCUUUUUUUUUUUAUCAAAUCAUAAAUAAAUACCAAAGUCAAUACCUAUCUAUCCCAUAUUUAAGAAUAUAUCAUGAACUUUGACGAAGAUGUACCCCCGGAGCUUGUCGAGACUGAGACAGGCCCGCAAGAGGAGAAACUUGUCAAGGUGCCCAUCACCAUCGUCACUGGAUACCUUGGAGCCGGAAAAACAACUUUGCUCAACUACAUAUUAACUGCCCGGCAUGGCAAGAGAAUUGCCGUCAUCAUGAACGAGUUCGGUGAUUCACUCGAUAUUGAGAAGUCAUUGACGGUCAAUAAGGGCGGCGAGCAAGUGGAAGAAUGGCUCGACGUCGGCAACGGCUGCAUCUGUUGCUCGGUGAAGGACUCCGGAGUCAAUGCUAUUGAGUCACUUAUGGAGAAGAAAGGUGCCUUUGAUUACAUUCUUUUGGAAACUACUGGACUGGCCGAUCCUGGUAACCUAGCCCCCUUAUUUUGGGUCGACGACGGUUUGGGAAGCACCAUCUACUUGGAUGGAAUCGUUACACUAGUCGAUGCGAAGAACAUUCUUCGAAGCCUAGACGACCCAUCGGGGAAAGUCGAGGGCCAUGAUGAUCAUGGGCCCCUCAUGACGACCGCCCAUGUUCAAAUUUCCCAUGCAGAUGUUAUCGUUAUUAACAAGUCAGAUCUGGUUGAGCCUGCGGAGCUUAAGAAUGUUAAAGAGCGAAUACAAGCGAUCAAUGGCCUUGCAAAGAUUCAUAUAACGAACCAAAGCGUUGUGCCUCAACUGGAAGGCUUCUUACUGGACCUACAUGCAUACGACCAAGUUGAGGCUUUGGAUACUGUAGGAAAGGGACACAGCCAUCUUGACCCUACUAUUUCCACGGUUUCUAUCAAUGUGCCGCCUUUAGCUCCUGGACAACUUGAACUAGUUGAUAGCUGGAUAAGGUCGCUCUUAUGGGAAGGCCAAGUACCAGGAGAACCGACUAACUCGAGUGAACCCAUCGAAAUUCAUCGCCUAAAAUCCCGCUUAGUUUUUAAGGACGGCAACGUGAAAAUGGUGCAGGGUGUUAGGGAGGUGUUUGAAAUUUUCGAUGGAGAACAAGCGCCUAAUGAAGAUGGCGAAGUUCCGCAAGCUGGGAAGCUUGUCCUUAUUGGAAGGGGUGUGCAGGGGAUCAACUUUGAGACAAGCCUGCUAAACGCAAUCCAAGAUAUAGAGAGCUAGAAUAUCAUCAUCAAACAUCCGUGAAGGCAUUAAGCCUCACGGCGCUGGUUUGCAGGAGAAAUCAAGAAUCUAGUCAAACUCGAGCUGCCACAUGUUGUCCUGAUAAUACAUACCAAUUCGUUGCCGUUAGGCGGCACUCAGACAAAGCUGUCUCUUGAUUGUUACCCUAAGCAAGCUUUGUAAACUGUCUAAAUUUAGC
Messenger RNA from Daldinia loculata, 1467 nucleotides. Its product is annotated as cobW-domain-containing protein. Gene Ontology annotation, cellular component: cytoplasm. The coding region runs from base 138 to 1268 and encodes 376 amino acids. The transcript has 5 exons. The record is from RefSeq and is a predicted model, not a curated record. NCBI's taxonomy places the organism in Eukaryota, Fungi, Ascomycota, Sordariomycetes, Xylariales, Hypoxylaceae.